Molecule: messenger RNA, 2404 nt
Organism: Macaca mulatta (Rhesus monkey)
Lineage: Eukaryota; Metazoa; Chordata; Mammalia; Primates; Cercopithecidae
Source: RefSeq, a predicted model, not a curated record
CUCUGUCUCAAAAAAACAAAACAAAACAAAACAAAACAAAAAAUGAACAAACUGAAAAACCAGCAGCUCUUUUUCAGUUCAUUGGAAAAUGAGGUCGCAGGGUCAUCUGCUGCCCCCAGACUGGACAGACAGAAAGGCAGACACAGAGAAUCAUGAUUUGCCAGAGCAGAAACCUUCCCUGGAAUCAGUACCUGGGUGGGAAAGCCUGAACUGCCACUGACGAAUACCUGGCAGCGUGGAUGUGUGCUGCUGGUUAACGUUAGGUGGCCGCUGGACUGGAGUAAGGGAUACCUAGAGAAUGGUGAAGCAUGACUUCUGGGUGUGUAUGUGAGGGCAUUUCCAGAGGAGAUUGGCGUGGGAGUCAGUGGACUGAGUGGGGAAGAUCUGCUCUCAAUGUGGGUGGCACCAUGCAGUUGGUUCAAAGCUUGAAUAACACAAAAGAGGAGAAAAGAUUUUCCUCUCUCUCUCUCUCUCUGUCUCUCCUGGAACUGGGAGGUUCUUCUCCUCCUGCCCUUUGGAUAUCAAAACUCUAGGCGGUUCCACCUCGGACUGAGAAUGACUGCAGUGACUACCCUGGUUCUGAGGCUUGCAGACUUGGACUGAGCCACGCUACUGGCACCCCUUGCAGAUGGUCUGUCAUGGGACUUCUCAGCCUCCAUUAAUUGCCUCACCAUGGCCAAACAGCUGCAGGCCCGAAGGCUAGACGGGAUCGACCACAACCCCUGGGUGGAGUUUGUCAAACUGGCCAGUGAGCAUGACGUCGUGAACUUGGGCCAGGGCUUCCCGGAUUUCCCGCCCCCAGACUUUGCUGUGGAAGCCUUUCAGCAUGCUGUCAGUGGAGACUUCAUGCUCAACCAGUACACCAAGGCAUUUGGUUACCCACCGCUGACGAAGGUCCUGGCAAGUUUCUUUGGGAAGCUUCUGGGUCAGGAGAUGGACCCGCUCAGGAAUGUGCUCGUGACUGUCGGUGGCUAUGGGGCCCUGUUCACAGCCUUCCAGGCCCUGGUGGAUGAAGGAGAUGAGGUCAUCAUCAUCGAACCCUUUUUUGACUGCUACGAGCCCAUGACAGUGAUGGCAGGGGGUCGCCCUGUGUUUGUGCCCCUGAAGCCGGGUCCCAUCCAGAAUGGAGAACUGGGUUCCAGCAGCAACUGGCAGCUGGACUCCAUGGAGCUGGCCAGCAAAUUCACAUCACGCACCAAAGCCCUGGUCCUCAACACCCCCAACAACCCCCUGGGCAAGGUGUUCUCCAGGGAAGAGCUGGAGCUGGUGGCCAGCCUGUGCCAGCAGCAUGAUGUGGUGUGUAUCACUGAUGAAGUCUACCAGUGGAUGGUCUACGAUGGGCAUCCUCACAUCAGCAUUGCCAGCCUCCCUGGCAUGUGGGAACGGACCCUGACCAUUGGCAGCGCCGGCAAGACCUUCAGCGCCACUGGCUGGAAGGUGGGCUGGGUCCUGGGUCCAGAUCACAUCAUGAAGCACCUGCGGACCGUGCACCAGAACUCCAUCUUCCACUGCCCCACGCAGAGCCAGGCCGCAGUAGCCGAGAGCUUUGAGCGGGAGCAGCUGCUCUUCGGCCAACCCAGCAGCUACUUUGUGCAGUUCCCGCAGGCCAUGCAGCGCUGCCGGGACCACAUGGUACGCAGCCUACAGUCAGUGGGCCUGAAGCCCGUCGUCCCCCAGGGCAGCUACUUCCUCAUCACAGACAUCUCAGACUUCAAGAGGAAGAUGCCUGACUUGCCUGGAGCUGUGGAUGAGCCCUAUGACAGACGCUUUGUCAAGUGGAUGAUCAAGAACAAGGGCUUGGUGGCCAUCCCUGUCUCCAUCUUCUGCAGUGUGCCACAUCAGAAGCACUUUGACCACUAUAUCCGCUUCUGUUUUGUGAAGGAUGAAGCCACGCUCCAGGCCAUGGACGAGAAGCUGCGGAAGUGGAAGGCGGAGCUCUAGCCCUGAAGUCAUACCUUGGCCCUGACAUCCCCACCUGCCCGCAGAGAUACUCUUGGGUGUCUGUCUUUGUCCAGGUUUCAGACAUUUCCGGUCGGGGAAGAUGCUGUUGGGAAACCUCUUCUCUGUGACACAGAAUGUUCUGGGUGGGAGCCGCCCUUCUUCAUCUUAGAGAACCAAGUGCCUCCUGUCUGAAAGGUGAGGGCGGCCUGACCUGGGCCUCUCUCGGCUCCUCUGUAGGUGGAUUUGUAGGGUCUUGGGUUGCUUCUGGUCUCUCCAGGCUUGGCCGAGACCAACAGUAGAGUCCCACCGUGUAUCGAUCACAUCCCAGCCCUGCAUGGGCCCUGCUAAGGCUCAGGCAUAACCUCACCUUUCCUGGCUCAUCUUGGCCUUGGGGAUUUGCCUUUAGACUUGAGUGCUCAAGCCACUCCUUUUCAUCCAUAAUAAAAUGUUUAAGUUAUUCAAA